UCACAACACAACACCUUUCACCGUUAAACAUCCACCGUCACAAAAAAUCAAACAAACAUGAAGCCACCGUCGCCGGCAUGUCUCCUCCUCCUCCUCCUCUUCACCACCACCGUCUCCUCUCAACCCGCCCCGGCCCCCGACGGGAACGCCGACCCGCCGGCCAGCCUCUUCGAGGAGCUGGGCCCGCACGAGAAGUUCGGCGACACGUUCGGCAACCCGGACGACUUCAAGAAGCAGCUCCCCAACGACAUCGGCACGCCGGAGUUCGUCAGCUCCGACCUGUCCGACUUCGUCGAGAAGUCCACGGGGACCCUGCACAAGGAGGAGGAGGAGGCCCGGCCGCCGCUCCCCGUCGACGAGUGGAAGGGGAAGUGGGAGCUCUUCACCGACAACUCCGGCGUGUCGGCGAUGCACAUGAUCCUGAUUCCCAAAGUCGACAAGGUUUUGAUGUACGACGCCACGAUCUGGCGGAUCUCGAAGAUCCUCCUCCCCAACGGGCAGUGCCGGAUCUUGAAUGAGGCCACCGGCGAGAAGGAUUGCUAUGCGCAUUCCGUUCUGAUGGAUAUCAACAACGCGAAGCUCACUCCCCUCGAGCUCAAAACGGACACGUGGUGCUCGUCGGGAGGCCUUCUCGUCGACGGCAACCUGAUCAGCACCGGCGGGUUCCAAGGCGGCGCCAACACGGUCCGGUACCUCGACAUGUGCCCCACGUGCACGUGGCGCGAGUACCCGAGCGCCCUCUCCGCGCCACGCUGGUACUCCACCCAGGCCCAGCUCGCCGACGGCAGGAUGAUCGUCAUCGGCGGCCGCGCCGCCCCGAGCUUCGAGUACAUCCCGCAGGAAGGCAAGUCCAACGCCAAGCCUUUCUUCUUCGACUUCCUCAAGCAGACCACCGACCCCGACGAGAACAACCUCUACCCUUUCGUCUUCCUUUCCCCCGACAAGAACGUCUUCGUCUUCGCCAACAACCGCUCGGUGCUCCUGAAUCCGGACACCAACACGGUGGUGAAGGAGUUCCCCGUGCUCCCCGGCGGCCACCGUAAUUACCCGGCCAGUGGGAUGGCGGUGCUGUUGCCGCUCGAAGUGAAGUCGCCCGACCCCAAUGCGGUUGUGGACGCUGAGGUGCUGAUUUGUGGUGGGUCGGCCCAUAUUGAUUCGUAUACGUUGGCUUCGAAGGAUAUGUUCUAUGAGGCCCUUCAGGAUUGUGGACGCCUGCAGAUUACCAAGCCCAGGCCCAAUUGGAGGAGGGAGCUCAUGCCUACUGCUAGGAUCAUGGGUGAUAUGCUGCUGCUACCGACGGGGGCGGUCCUGAUGAUCAACGGAGCGAUCCGAGGCGCCUCCGGCUGGGGGUUCGCCCGGGAACCGAACCUGACCCCGGUCCUGUUCGACUACAAGGCGAUCGACAAGUCCCACCUCUUCAAAGAACUGAACCCGACCACCAUCCCGAGGAUGUACCACUCCACCUCCGUCGUCCUCCCGGACAACCGCGUCCUCGUCGCCGGCAGCAACACCAACAACGGAUACAUCUACGACGCCAUGUUCCCCACGGAGCUCCGCGUCGAGAAGUUCUCCCCGCCCUACUUCGACCCGUCGCGGGCCGACAAGAAGCCCAAGAUCGUCGACGGCGGGUGCCCCAACGAGCUGAAGUACGGCCAGGAGUUCACCGUGAAGGUCGAGCUCAACGAGAAUAAGGUGUCGAUGAAGAACUUCCAGGUGACCAUGUACGUCCCGGCGUUUACGACCCACGGCGUCGCGAUGAACCAGAGGCUGAUCAAGCUGUUUGUGAAGGACGCCGUGAAGGUUGGGGAAGGGAGGUACGACGUGACGUGCAACGCGCCGCCGAGCACCGCGGUGGCGCCGGAGGGGUACUUUUUGUUGAGCGUGGUUUAUUACAAACUGCGCCUCCCCAGCGCGGCCGUUUGGGUUCAGCUCAAGAAUUGAUUCGACAACGUGUUCAUUUUAAUUAUUAUUCAAUUUUGUUUUUUUGUUUUUUUUUGUUAAUGGCUUGCUGAGCUUUACUCCUCAGAUGUGAGUCUGAUCAAAGUUGUACGUGACAUGAAUUUGUAAUAAAUCGAUUCGGAUCGAAUUUUCACCUGACUAUAUUUUGUUUGCAAGAUGCAUGUUUAUUUGGUUUGUCUAUUUGGCCGGUCGGUCCGGUUCGAACGGUCCAAGCAGCUAGCCAUAUGAACCGAUGUCUAACCAUUCGGUUCCUAAAAGACGGUUAAACAUAUCACCCGUAUCGAGCUGGUGGUCGGUCACCAGUUUUUUACCGAUUGUAUCGACCUGGUCUUAAUAACACCGCUACAAAUAGAUUUCCAAGGGAUAAAAUUAACGUAAUAAACCUUCAACGGUUCGAUAUCCGGUUGUAAGAAGAAAAAACCCAAGACCGGUUUAGCCACUCGGUUCGUGGGGUACAUCAAUUAUAAUAACUUAACAAGUAAGGAGCAAAAUACAAUGGACGGACUAUGUAAGAGAUUAAAAGGUUAACAACCCAUUUCCCAACAACUCGUGUUAUUGGGGACCAAUUGAUUAGUUCACUAACAUGAUAUCAGAGUUCGGUUCAGACAUCUAGGGUUUCCGCCAUACUCAUCCCGCAUUCUCCCUUCCUUUAUUCUUCUAUUACCCUAUAAACACAACAACUUAACAAGUAAGGAGCAAAAUACAAUGGACGGACUAUGUAAGAGAUUAAAAGGUUAACAACCCAUUUCCCAACAACUCGUGUUAUUGGGGACCAAUUGAUUAGUUCACUAACAUGAUAUCAGAGUUCGGUUCAGACAUCUAGGGUUUCCGCCAUACUCAUCCCGCAUUCUCCCUUCCUUUAUUCUUCUAUUACCCUAUAAACACAACAAUGGAUACAGGAGCAAAUACUACGUAAACUCUAAUGAGGCACUGGUACGUGUUUUCAAUCAAGCUCACCAGGACAUCUAAUAUAACUACAAUCUUUGGAGUACGACGAAUAGAGUUGCUUCGAAAAGAAAAAAAACAAACUGGGCUUUAUCAAUGGAUCUCUACCAGCUCCAGAUCUAACCAGUGAGCACUGAGCACUACCCAACUUAGUAACAUAGCAAUACUGUUGUUUACUUUAUGAUUCUUUGAUCUCUUGACCCAAACUUGGUGGAUAGCGUUUCUUCCAAAGACAAUGCACGACUACUCUAGAAAGAUCUAGGCCAAAGAUUUGAGCAGGUUGACAAUAUUUGAGUUUAUUGAUCUUUAGACUGUAGUCUAUACUCUUAAGCAAGGCAACAAGUCAGCCAAUCAAUACUAUACUUAAUUGAAAGCAUGCUGGAAAUAAUUGGUUCAAUUCUUG
Molecule: messenger RNA, 3307 nt
Organism: Linum trigynum
Lineage: Eukaryota; Viridiplantae; Streptophyta; Magnoliopsida; Malpighiales; Linaceae
Source: the annotation of a GenBank genome assembly